This is a messenger RNA of Closterium sp. Naga37s-1, 3624 nucleotides long. The record is from the annotation of a GenBank genome assembly. NCBI's taxonomy places the organism in Eukaryota, Viridiplantae, Streptophyta, Zygnematophyceae, Desmidiales, Closteriaceae.
AUGGAUUCUCGAGGACUCAGUGGGCGACGCGGCGUGGGUGGGUCGCCACAUGCCGCCAACGCGUCGCAGGCGACGGCUCUGCGACCCAGCAGCGGGUCGCCUGCGAGGUCCGCUUCGCCCUCCCGAAGCGGUGUCAGCAGCGCAAUUCCCGGAGCCAGCUUAGUCACGUCGUCCACGUCAGCGUCCGGCGAUCCGCGGAGAGGCGGAAGUGGCGGAGGCGGAAGCGGAAGCUCGUCCCCCGUCCUCCGCCACGCCUCGCGCGGGCCCUCGUUUAAGUCACAGCAGCCGCGCCGCGAUUCGCGCCGCAAUCCGCUCCUGCAAUUCGGCCUCCAGUGCCUGACCACAUCCGCCGCCAUUCUUCUCUUCGCGUUACUGUUCACAGCCGACGCGAUUAUAUCUUCAAUUUUAUCCUCCCCCAGAUCUACCUCCCCCGGCUCGUCCUCCCUCUCAAUCGUCUCCGAUCCCUUCGGCUCUGUCCACGUGGCAGUAGGGGAUGGGUCAGGCUCCAGGCGACGAGCCGCGGAGUACGAAAAAGAGGCCUACCAGAACCUUGCCGGCUCUGGCGGCGGAAAAGGCGGGAACGGGGAAGGCGGUUCCAGCGCAGCGGCGCGGGGAAGCGCGGAGAAGCAGGCGGGGAGCGCAGGGGGGGGAGUUGCGGAGGCGGGAGGGCGCGCGGGGGUGCGGUGGCGCGCGGAGAGGCUGCGCGUGCAGUGGUCGGGUCCGCCCAUGGGGGAGGAGGUGCAGCAGCGCGUGGCUGCGGCAACGGCGGUGGUGGCGGAUGAGCGGAAGAGGCUCAACGCACAGCCGUUCCAGCUGCACAUUCUGGUGAGGGCGGAGUGCGACAGCAAGGGGCUGAAGGCGCUGCUGCAGUCACUGCAGGACGUGAAGUAUGGCGAGGACGAGGUGCAGCUCACUGUUGCCACCACGUGUAGCGCUGCUGCUAGAAGCGCACAGGAGUUCCCCUGGUUCCACGGCCCAAGGCGCGUAAUCGAGCUAUCAGGCAACAGCGCCAAGCCCACCGACCCGCUGCCCCUCUGGUUCCCCGCCUCCCCCCGCGAGUUCCUCCUCCUCCUCGACCCCUCCUCCCGCGUCUCCCCCGGCCUCUACCCCGUGCUUAAAGCCCUCGCCCUUGCGCCCGCCGCUGCUGGCAACCCUGCUGCUUUCACAGUUGAGGCGAGCGUUGGGGGGUUCUAUGGGGGCUAUGGGGGAGAGGGUGGGGGGGAGGGGGCAGGGGAGAAGGAAGGCCGGGAGGGAAGCAGCAGCAGCCGCAGCAGCAGUGCUGGGGACAGUAACGGAGGGGGGGACAGUAACGGAGGGGCAGCAGGAGGGGCAGCAGGAGGAGGGGUAGGAGCGGCAGGGGGAGAAGCAGGGGUGGGGGUGCUGUCGUUGGCCAUGACUCGCACGUGCCAGGUGGUGUUUCCUCAGCCGUGGCGGCAGUUCUGGGCGUGGCACGCGCUGUCUCAGGCCCAGCAGGUCAACUCCGCGCACCUCAAGUUCGAUUGGGAUGCAUAUGACUUCAGUGCCCCGUGCAGAGAAGACUGGAGAGUCAGCUUUCUCACCUACGUGGAGGAGAACGACCUCUAUAACCUUAUGCUGCGCACACUCGACCCUCAGGAGGACCUGAGCAGCAACACUCGUCUCUGCUAUUCAAUCGACUCCCAACCCCCUCUCGCCUACCCCACCGCCACCCCCACCCUCCUCCCGCUCCCCUCUGCGCUCCGCCUCUCCUCCUCCCUCUCCCUCCACCUCACCACGUCCCCGCGCUCCCUCGCGCCACUGCCCCGGGUGGACCAUUGUGGGAGGGAGGUGCCGCGGGGGGAGGUGGCGUGGAGUGCAGGCGAGCUGAGAGGGCUGCUGCAGCGCAUAGCGCGGCACUCUGCCGUGGCUGGGGUGAUGGUUUCACCAGGAUAUGAUGACAUGCUCAACAACUGGGUGUGCUAUGUCAAGCUGAGAGGGCUGCUGCAGCGCAUUGCGCGGCACUCUGCUGUGGCGGGAGUCAUGGUGUCGCCGGGAUAUGAUGACAUGCUCAACAACUGGGUGUGCUAUGUCAAGGUGGGUGGUGGGUGUGCAAGAGUAGUCCCGUGUUACGCCAGGAUACAGUGCAUUGCGUGCCACCCUGUGGUGGCGUGGAGUGCGGGCGAGCUGAGGGGGCUGCUGCAGCGCAUUGCCAGGCACUCUGCCAUGGCGGGAGUCAUGGUGUCGCCGGGCUAUGAUGACAUGCUCAACAACUGGGUCUGCUAUGUCAAGGUGGGUCUGCUAUGUCAAGGUGGGUCUGGACCCCCUCUCCUCUCCCUCUCCACUCCACCUCCCCCCGCUCCCUCGCCCCGCUGCCCCGUGUGGAGUGCGGGCGAGCUGAGAGGGCUGCUGCAGCGCAUUGCCAGGCGCUCCGCUGUGGCUGGGGUAAUGGUGUUGCUGGGCUAUGAUGACAUGCUCAACAACUGGGUGUGCUACGUCAAGCGCUUACUUCCCUCUCGUCCCAAUCCUCCCACCUCCUUGCAAGAGCUUCAAAUCCUGGGUGGGAGGUGCAGAAGGAGGGGUGACGCCGGUGAUGAUCACAACAACUACAUCAUCUCAAAGGGGAACAAGACGAGACGGUUUCUGAUUAAGGGCAUGUGGCGGGUGGACCACCGAGGCCAAGCGUGCAAGUGCCUGGCUCUCUCCUGCACGCGCCCCAAGGACCCUUGGUCGCUUACCAGCAACCCCACCCUGCCUGCUGCGCUGAGGGCCACCGCUGGGAUCAAGCCGCAAUCGCUGCCAAAGCGUAGGCGAGGAGGAGGCAGCAAGCAGAAGAACCAAGGAGGGCCUGUUGCUGCCACCAACUCUUCUUUUUCUGCUGCUGCUGGUGCUGCUGGUGGUGCUGGUGGUGCUGGUGCUGGUGCUGGUGCUGGUGGUAAGGCUGGUGGUGCUGCUGGUGCUGCCGGGAGGGCAGCAAAGCUAGUGGGAAGCCUGUUGAGGAGCGUGGUUGGCAGUGGAAGGAAGGAUGAGGAGACGAAAGGUGAUGAUCACAAGAGAGGGGCAGCAAAGGGAGCGGGGUUGAGGGAUGGUGAAGCAGCGGGGUUGAAGGAGGGAGCAGCAAAACCAGUGGGAACAGAAGCGCAAACGGGGAAGAAGAUGGAGCUUCAGCAGCAGCAGAAAUUGACAGGGAGAGGGAGAGGGGCAGGGGCAGGGAGAGGGAGAGGGACAGGGGCAGGGAGAGGAGGGACUACUGCUAGAGGUUCUAAGAGUAGUGAUGUGGCUGCAGCCGCUGCUGCUGAUGCUGCUGCUGAUGCGGCAGCAGCCGCUGCUCUUUCUGCUGCUGGCAAGGUGGCACAGGGAAGGGAGCAGCUCAAGACAGCACAGGGAAAGGAAUCAAAGACAAAGGCUACAAUAGGAAAAGGCCAGGAGUCAGGACCAAACAGGGGCAAAGGGAAGAUGGCAGCAGCAGCAGAGGCAGGGGCAGCAGGAGGGAGAAAAACAGCAGCGGUUGGUGGGAGGGGGGCAGCUACGGGUGUGAAAGGGAGGGGUGGUGUUGUGAGGCCUGGCCAGGUGAAGGGGAUUGAGAGUAAGGUGAUUCAGAAGGGCAGGCAGAGGCUGCAACAAGUAGCAAAGAGAGGAGGGAAGGGUGCGCAGCGGGUGAAGCGUUAG